GUUCGACCCGGCUUUGGAGAAGCCGUCUAUGAAGACGGACAUGUGCAGAAACAUCGACCUGCCAUUUGGCGCGUUUGAUGUCAACCACCUAUACUCUGUCCCCGUCGAAACUGUUCCACGCCCCGGUUUCAACCAGACUGGAAAGGAGAUCGAAGUCCAGAUGAAUGCUUAUGCUAUCACAAACUUUCCGUCCAAGACUGUCUACCAGUACGACGUUCACAUCGGUAACGGUGUUGAAAAGAGCAUCGUUAACAAGAAAGUCUGGAACUCCAAUGCUAGGAAAGGUGCUCUCAAUCAUAUCGUCUUCGAUGGACAGAAGCUGGCUUGGUCCAUGAACAACUACGCCAACGGCCUCAACGUCGUCGUCGACCUGGACAGAGAGCAGAAUCGUCCUCCUGGCAAAACCCCUAAUACCUUCCGCUUGGUUGUGCGCCCUACACGCACCGUCAAUUUGGCUGUUCUAAAUGCCUGGCUGAACAAAAAAACUGACAUAUCAGAAGCCGUUUUGGAGGCUCUCAACUUUCUGGACCAUGUCCUACGCGAGUACCCUGGUGGGAAGUUCCUUGCAAUUCGACGCUCCUUCUUCGACUCCAAUGGUGAGAACCGAGACAUUGGCAAUGGUGUUUUGGCUUUCAAAGGAGUAUACCAGGCUAUUAGACCAGCGCUUGGCCGUGGACUUAUCGUCAAUGUGGAUGUCUCAAACACUUGCUUCUGGGCUCGUACCUCUCUUAUGGGCGCCGCGAUGGCAAUCUUGGAUUGCCGUGACCAUCAACAUCUAACGCACCUUCUACGCCCUGUGGCGGAUGGCCGUGGUGGUGAGACCGACUCAAAUGGUUUCUACGAAGUACACCGUCGGAUCAAGAAGAUUGGGGUUCGCCCUCACUACCCAGGCUGCCCUUUCGAGAAGGACUUCAUGGUCAAGGGCUUGAUUAGGGCCAACUCGCGGAUGUACAAGAUUGAUUACAGGGAUCCUACGACCGGCGUCACGGAUAACAUCACUGUCGAGCAAUACUUUCGGAGGAAGUACAAUAUCACCCUCACCCAUUGGGAGCUUCCCCUGGUUGAAAUGACUAAGAGAAACGUCUUCUACCCUAUGGAAUUCUUGACCAUCCACGGUCUUCAUCGGUAUAUGUGGAAGCUCAACGAAUAUCAAACUUCCAACAUGAUCAAGUACGCUGCGUCUCGACCGGCCGAUCGCCUGAAGUCGAUCCUGAACUCAAAGAGCAUGCUUAACCACUCCAAGGACCCUGUACUCCAAAAUUUUGGGGUCAGGAUUGAUGACAACAUGAUCCACACCAAGGCUCGUCUUCUUCCCGCUCCGGAUAUUGAGUUUGGUGGAAAGCAGCGUGUGAACCCCGGCACAAAUGGUCGCUGGGAUCUGCGAGGAAAGAAAUUCUACGCUGGAAACAAGAAGCCAGUGGACUCCUGGGGAGUAGGAUACUUCCCUGGAAAACGCAAUGCCAUUAACCGCACCCAGGUUGAAGCCUUUGUCGACUCAAUGAUGAAAGCUUACGCUGGCCAUGGGGGCCGGAUUGUCGGACGACCUGUUGUUGUUGAGCUGAAGGAGGAUGUUGGCGAGGCCGUUAAACGGGUCUACAAUGCGACUGGCGUUAAGUUCCAGAAGGAUCCCCAGCUACUUGUCAUCAUUGUUCCUGACAAGAACUCCUUUACAUACAGUCGAAUCAAGAAGUCUUGUGACUGCCGCUGGGGUGUACCUUCACAGGUACUCCAGGCUGCACAUGUGGCCAAGAACAACCCGCAGUACAUCUCUAAUGUGCUUAUGAAGGUCAAUGCGAAGCUUGGUGGCACCACUGCCCGUGCUGUUCCCAAAGUCAGUGAAGCUGCGCUUAGAAAGCAGUCCAUGAUUAUUGGUGCAGAUGUAUCCCACUCUCCGCAGGGCGUCUGGUUACCCUCCUUGGCAGCCAUGUCGGUCUGCAUGGAUACCUUUGGUGGCCGCUACUGGGGAGCCUGCGAGGCAAAUGGUGAGCGUGUCGAGAUUAUUGCUCGCGCAAAUCUUGAGUCUAUGCUCACUCCUCUUGUCCGCGAAUGGAUGUCUACUGUUGGUGGUGGAAAGGCACCCGACAACGUCUACUACUUCCGGGAUGGCGUGUCUGCUGGAGAAUUCCAACACGUUCUUCAGCAGGAGAUACUUGACAUCAAAGCAAUCUUUAUGAAGCUGACCAAUGAAGCUUGGAAAGGGAAGUUUACCGUGGUUGUUGCUAACAAGCGCCACCACCUCCGUGCCUUCCCAAGGCCCAACGAUCGCAACUCGGCUGACAAGAAUGGGAACCCGCUACCUGGCACUCUUGUUGAGCGAGAUGUUACUAGCCCUCAUGAUUGGGACUUCCUUUUGUACUCGCACAUUGCUCUACAAGGAACCUCUCGUCCUGUCCACUACCACGUUAUCCUCGACCAGAUCAAGCAUCGUCCUCAGGAACUUGAAAACUUGAUCUACGAUCACUGCUAUCAGUACAUGCGCUCGACAACUUCUGUCUCUCUUUUCCCUGCAGUCUACUAUGCCCAUCUGGUUGCAACCCGUGCACGCCACCAUGACGAUGCUCCUGCAAGCUCUGGCCCUCAGAGUGGUCCGGAGGUCAAGCUCACCAACCCAAAACCGAAGGACAAGCCGGCUGAUCCACGCCUUCUUCCCAUUCAUGGUACUUCGAACCGACUCCCCUUCGGCAUGUGGUACAUUUAGGAGGAUACAGUUGGGAUAGUUGGUCUUCGACUCUUCGUUGUCUCUGGUUCUCAUCGCUUGAGGAAGGAUGCUGAAAAGACGAAAGGGCGAAUAGUUCCCUAUUUCAAUGAGGUUUUGUUCCUUAGUUAGUUAGCUAGCUACAAGGGCAUCUUGCUUUGGGGUACGACGGAC
Molecule: messenger RNA, 2869 nt
Organism: Aspergillus calidoustus
Lineage: Eukaryota; Fungi; Ascomycota; Eurotiomycetes; Eurotiales; Aspergillaceae
Source: the annotation of a GenBank genome assembly